Molecule: messenger RNA, 972 nt
Organism: Anolis sagrei ordinatus
Lineage: Eukaryota; Metazoa; Chordata; Lepidosauria; Squamata; Anolidae
Product: galectin-1-like
Molecular function (GO): carbohydrate binding; laminin binding
Source: RefSeq, a predicted model, not a curated record
GAUGGGAUUUGUAGUCCAGUUCUUGGCUGCAGCGAUUGCUAAGACCUGCUCAUGCGGCUCAUCAAGAGGGAUUAUGGUUGCAGUGGUCCAAGGAAACUUUUAGUUACAGUGUCAGGUAUCAGAAAAAGACUCUAGUGAGGAAAGAACAUUGGAAACAAUUCUGCAACAUUUGCAAUACUUCCCCUUUAACCUAGAAACAUUAACUUCCCUGGGCUCUGCAUCUUUUAGAGUUAGAACUUGCGAAAGGGGUAUUUAUUUAUUUAUUUUGCAAUAUUUUUGAAUGAUCUUCACCCACUUGCAGAGAUGAACUGAGUUCUUGGUUAAUGGGUGAUCAGAGCUUUCACCUCUGGUUUGAGAGGAAGAAAGACCUGCACCUGAAGACUAUUGAAAAUCUGGAGCUGGGAAAGAUCUUUGGAAGCUCUUAAGAGGCUUUGUGUCUCCUUUUCCUGCCUUCUUUGAGAAGAUUUAUCAAUGGCACUGAAACUGAUGCUCUACUCCAAGAUAAAGUCUGGGGAAUGCAUCAAAGUGAAAGGCAAGGUGUCACCCGAGGCCACAAGCUUUGCCAUCAAUGUGGGCUGUGAUGAGACCAACCUGAUCCUUCACUUCAACCCUCGAUUUGACCUCCAUGGAGACACCAGGACCAUUGUGUGUAACUCCAAGAGGGAAGGAGAGUGGGGCGAGGAAGUGCGAGAGUCAGAGUUCCCCUUCCAGCAAGGAGAGGAGACCAAGAUCUGUGUCUCCUUUGAUGCUGAAGAAGUUACUGUAAAGCUGCCUGAAGGACAAGAACUUAAAUUCCCAAACCGUCUAGGGCUGGAGACUGCGGAGUACUUCUCUGUUGCAGGAGACCUUGAUAUUAAAUCUGUCAAAUUUGACUGACCAUUCUUACAUCUUGAAGGAUACCUCGCUUGAGCCAAACAAGAACAUGAUUUGACUCUUUCAAUUUUCUUGAAAAUACAAAUUAGUCCAACUCUC